GCCACAGGCAGCUGCGCUCUGACGCCAGUGGGGGGUAGCAGGCAGCGCAACUGCCCUGCCCAGUCCCUGGGGGAGAGAGGAGUGUCCUCACCGCCACCCGUCCCGGGGGGGAUGGCGAACUCUGAGCGGACAGACGGACUUCACUGGACAGGACACCGGGGGAGUGAGGUCGCCGCAGGGCCACCAAGCAAGGAACAUUCUGGCAGGGCCUGAGGAAUGCAGGGGGUGGAGGCCAGGCCUGGCCCAGAGGCUGAAGCCAGCGGCCAGCAGCAGAGCCAGGGGUCCCGGGCUCUCAGAGGGUAGGGGGGAAGCCGGGCCAAGAGCCAGCAGGAGAGGGGGGAUCCAGCCAUGUCCCAGCCUGAGGGACACAGGAGGAGGCCGGGGCCCCUGGGGCCUCCCGUGCGCAGCAUCCGCCCCUUCAAGUCCAGUGAGCAGUACCUGGAGGCCAUGAAGGAAGACCUGGCCGAGUGGCUUCGGAAUCUCUACGGGCUAGACAUCGACGCAGCCAACUUCCUGCAGGUGCUGGAGACGGGCCUGGUGUUGUGCCGGCACGCCAAUGCCAUCACCGAGGCUGCGCUGGCCUUCCUGGCUCAGGCCCCCGCCCUAGCCCAAAGACUUGUCGUGCCCCGGGCGGGGGUUGCCUGCAACGGGGCCGCCCAGCCGGGCACCUUCCAGGCCAGGGACAACGUCUCCAACUUCAUCCAGUGGUGUCGCAAGGAGAUGGGCAUCCAAGAGGUGCUGAUGUUCGAGACGGAGGACCUGGUGCUGCGCAAGAACGUGAAGAGCGUGGUGCUGUGUCUGCUGGAGCUGGGCCGCCGCGCCUGGCGCUUCGGCGUGGCCGCGCCCACCCUCGUGCAGCUGGAGGAGGAGAUCGACGAGGAGUUGCGGCGCGAGCUGGCGCUGCCCCCUGCCGACCCGCCGCGGCCCGCGCCUCCCGCGCGCCGGCCCUGCCACUUCCGCAACUUGGAUCACGUGGUGCAGAGCCUGGUGAGCCGCUGCACGUGCCCAGUGCAGUUCUCCAUGGUCAAGGUAUCUGAGGGCAGGUACCGCGUGGGGGACUCCAACACUCUCAUCUUCAUCCGGAUCCUGCGGGACCACGUGAUGGUGCGUGUUGGGGGCGGCUGGGACACGCUCGGCCAUUAUCUGGACAAACACGACCCCUGCCGGUGCACCUCCCUCUCCCACAAGCCAGGCAGCUUCCUGAAGCCCCCAGGCCCACCGGUGCAGCACGAAGUGAGGGUGCAGGACGGACCCUCGCAGCCCCAGCCUACGAUGACCAUCAGUCGCUCCCAGAGCCCGCUGCCCCCCGUGGACUGGAAGACGUACACAGCUGCAGGCCGAAAGCUGAGGCCCCCAGCCUCUUCCUCCCCCAGAGCCUGCAGUGAACAAGGAGCAGUGGCAGGGGUCCUCCGCGAGAUGGCGCCAUUCCUGAGGUCCCAGGAGAGGUCACUCACCCCGUCUCAGAGGCAGCUGCCAGCUGGGGAUGGCUCACUAAGUCCCCAAUCUUUGCCCACCCCUAGUGGCCAAGACCCACAGCGCACCUCAUCAGGGAAGAGAGAGCACAGAUGCUCCCCCUCACUCUCCAGAGGAAGGACUCCCACAGCUUGGAUUCAUGAGGAGACAGACGGCCGGGGAGCCCACACCAGGGCCCCCACGCCCCAGAGACUCCGAGUCCCUGAGGCCACCACCAAAGGGACAUCAGCGAGAGGACCUUCUCCCCUGCCUCGUCCCUGUAGCUCAGCCCAGCCCCUGGGCCUCAGGCUGCCCCUCCAAGGAGAGGCGGAGGGUGCUUCCCUGUCCAUCAGGGAGCCCGCACCCAUCCACACCCCAUCUCCUGUUAAAGGAUUCACCAGGAUCCCCAUUCGGCUGCCCCUAGCCCGCCCCCCCACACCAGGUACCACAAGUGGAGGUCCCACUGCAAAGCCAGAGAAAGGCCCUUUCCUGUUAGGGGCUGUCACAGGAGACCUGGCUGGGUCCAGACAUGGGGACGGCUGUGUCGCAAUGAACCAGGGGGAGCAGAAGCCACACACCCGGCUCACCUCAAAGGCUGAAGAACCACGGGGACUGGGUCUUCAGGAGCAGGACGGGAGGCUCACUCCCCGGCCCCUGGGCAGCACCAAGGAGCAGCCCGUCUACCAUAGCCUCGAAGAGGAGAUUUUGACCAACAUGAAGCUUCUAGAGGUGGGGGCUGCCCAUCCUCAGGGCACAGGACCUCAGGGCAUCCCUCGCAGUGGAGUCUAUGUCCCCAGCCUGGGUGCGCGGUGGCCUGAGACUGCCAGCCUUUAUGACAAAGUCAUUCAAGAACUGGCUCAGAGCCCCCCACCUCUCCUGAAAGUAGACUUGGGAGCCUGGAAGGCAGCCCCAACUGGCUCCCCUAAGCCAGCUGCUACCACAAGCCCAGGAAGCCCCAAAGGGAAGCUGGGAGCGAGAGCAAAGCCAGGCGUCUGUGCCAAGGGCGCCAGGAUGGGGAAGGGCCUGCCUCACAGAGGGCAAGGCUACUCAGGGCCUACUGUGUCUGCCAGCCCGGACCUGGCCACUGCGUCACCCGUGGACGCCAGUGCUGACAAGGCCAAGACACACCUGGGCACGAAGAAGAGCAAGAGAACACUCCGGAAGCCCCAGAGGAUCCCAUCCAUCUACAAGCUGAAGCUGAGGCCCAGGAUCCGGCCCCGGAGAGACCACAGGCCUGAAAAACGGCCAUCACGAAUCCCCAAGCCCCUGGCCUACCUCUGCCUGGGUCCAGCCAGGCCACCCCCCAGGGGCAGGCUGCCGAGAGCAGCACUGGGCAGCAAGGGAGGGCAGAUGCCCCUGGUGGAUGGGGCUUUGGCAGAUGAGGAGGGGGAAGAAAAUGAGAGGAGGGAGCCAGCCGCCCUAGGGAAGAGCGACCCCCAGCCUUCAGAGGGCCAGCAGCCUCCACAGCCCCCUUUGGCCCCACCCCUGCUUGAGGAGGAAUCCUGGGUCUGAGCGGCCUGCGGGUUGGGAGGAAGGGAACAGCAAAGCAGCCUGUGUGUUCAUGGGAGAGGCAGCUGCAGGAGCAGGAGGGAAAUCUCACCUCAGUGCAGGACCUAGGCCAGGAGGGAACCAGAAGACAGACAAACACAGGCUCCCAUGUGCUCAGUCAGGCUCAGGGGCCACCCGUCACUGCAUCUGACUCAGGUUAGGCCAGGGGCAGUGGGGCUACCCUGUAUCUUACCACCCUUCCCCAUGACAGCUUGCCAAACUCCUGGCCUCUGGCCAUGCCCACCUGUUUGCACAGAUUCUGUACCUUACAUGCAUACAGGCCUGUCCUGGAGCCCCUCCCUCCAAGACUGUGCUGGUGCAGGGAGGCGUGGCUUCAAGUGUUCUCCCACUGGAGGGGAGGAGCCGAGGGGAGAGGAAGCCUCUCUUGAGCCACCAUGCCAAUCAUCCUCAAAUGGCAGGUGGGUCGGGGUCAGCACCAUGGACAGGGCCACAGGCUGCCCAAGGACAUCCCAGCUUGGUCCUGAGCUCACUCAUGGCAGGGGGUGUUCCUGCCAUGAGUGUUAUAGCCAAAAGUUAUGGCUGAAAGGCCAGGGAGGGAGAAGCAGCAGAGGACAGCCUACAACUGAGUCCUGUUAUGACAGUUUCCAGAGAGUGGCAGGGGAGCGGGAUGCUUCCCAUCCAGAUCACUGUAGCUGGGAGAACUGAGUUAGGUGGAAAGGACACAAGUGUCACUCCUUCCCCUGAUCCCUCAGACCUUGGGACCCUCAACCCCCUUCCACCAAGCCCUGAAGGCCCCUCCCCUCCCACUGUGAGGAAUGGAGCAGACACCUUGGUACAGAAACGAGGGAAAACACUCCCUGAUUUUUAAUCCGACUUCCAAUAACAUUUCAAUGGGUGUCACACGCACUUCCAGACCCUGUGGGCAAGUGGAGAGGACAGAGACUCAGCAUGGGGGGUGGAGGGACCUGAAAUCGGACCUAGGGUGGAGAGGAGGGGCGAGGGGGGCCUCUCAGGGGAGGCUUUCCAGUGGCUCCCACAGGGGGCGGCCAGAGGCCUGGGGCCCCCACCUCUACCUCAGGUGCCUUAGAGUUGGGGGUCGUGGGGCAUGUGAGAUGCUGCCACCCCUCACCCCAUGCCCCCUGGUGAACUGGGGGGCAGGGGUGCAGGCACAAUGGGGGGCAGGCCCUCUUUCUUACCCUCCCAGCCACGCGGAAGUGUGGGGAAGGGGAGCCCUGCCUCUGCUUCAGAGGGAGGCUCGGAGAGAGCAGGCCACUGCCCAGUGUCGAACGGCACAGCAGGGACUAGAACCCAGGGGCACUGGACGGCCCACGGUCAGGGCGGUCACUGCAGGACUGUGCUACCCCCAGUGGGUGGAGGGAGUGGGGCUGGGCUGGGGAAGCAGGAACAGAGUCACAGAUUCCCUCCCACCCUGGAUCGCAAUGACCAAUUUCCACCCGUGACCCUCCCGACUCCCUGCCAUCACCAUCCCGGGCGACAGGAUCUUGGUGGCAGUGCCCCCCCACAGCCUCAGCGAGGCU
Molecule: messenger RNA, 4499 nt
Organism: Oryctolagus cuniculus (rabbit)
Lineage: Eukaryota; Metazoa; Chordata; Mammalia; Lagomorpha; Leporidae
Gene: GAS2L2
Product: growth arrest specific 2 like 2
Biological process (GO): regulation of microtubule polymerization or depolymerization; protein localization to microtubule plus-end; microtubule bundle formation
Cellular component (GO): cytoplasm; microtubule plus-end; actin filament
Molecular function (GO): actin filament binding; cytoskeletal adaptor activity; microtubule binding
Source: RefSeq, a predicted model, not a curated record